CAAUCAUUCCGCAGCGAGCCGCGGCGGCAGCACUGGGCAUGCUCAGUCUCCGGGCUCCGCUCGGCAGGCGAGAGGCUUCCUCCGGCUCUGGGCUCCAGUCGGUGGGUGCCUCGGCUCGGCUUUACCCGGCGCUGGCUGGGCACAGCGGCCCCUGAGCCCAGGCGACACGCGCCCCGCGGUCCCCGAUCCGGCCCCUGGGAGAGCCGCGCCGUUCCGGAACCCGGGAGCCCCCAACUUCGCGCCAAGUUCGGAGCCGCCUUCUGAGGGAAACAUGAAAAAGAUGAGCAGGAAUGUUUUGCUACAAAUGGAGGAGGAGGACGACGACGACGAUGGGGAUAUCGGUGAUGUUCCCGCCUCCAGGAGGCCUUUUCUGACUCCUCAUACUCACCUCCCAUCCAGCCUGGUGUUGGAAAACCUUGGACAGACGAUUGUACCCGAUUUGGGAUCACUGGAAAGUCAGCAUGAUUUUCGAACCCCAGAGUUUGCAGAAUUUAAUGGAAAACCUGACUCUCUCUUUUUUAAUGAUGGCCAGCGAAGAAUUGACUUUGUUCUAGUAUAUGAGGAUGAAAGCAGAAAAGAGAGUAAUAAAAAGGGUACAAAUGAAAAACAAAGGAGGAAAAGACAAGCAUAUGAAUCUAACCUUAUCUGUCAUGGCCUGCAGUUAGAAGCAACAAGAUCAGUAUCGGAUGACAAGCUUGUAUUUGUAAAAGUACACGCACCGUGGGAGGUGUUAUGUACGUAUGCUGAGGUAAUGCACAUCAAAUUGCCUCUGAAACCCAAUGAUCUGAAAAACCGGUCCUCAGCCUUUGGUACACUCAACUGGUUUACCAAAGUCCUCAGUGUAGAUGAAAGCAUCAUCAAGCCAGAGCAAGAGUUUUUCACUGCCCCAUUUGAGAAGAACCGGAUGAAUGAUUUUUACAUUGUUGAUAGAGAUGCUUUCUUCAAUCCAGCCACUAGAAGCCGCAUCGUUUACUUCAUCCUCUCUCGGGUCAAGUAUCAAGUGAUAAACAAUGUUAGCAAGUUUGGGAUCAACAGACUUGUAAACUCUGGUAUCUACAAGGCAGCUUUCCCACUCCAUGAUUGCAAAUUCCGCCGUCAGUCAGAGGAUCCCAGCUGCCCUAAUGAACGGUACCUUCUCUACAGAGAAUGGGCUCAUCCUCGAAGCAUAUACAAAAAGCAGCCCUUGGAUCUUAUCAGGAAAUAUUAUGGAGAGAAGAUUGGAAUCUACUUUGCUUGGCUGGGCUAUUACACUCAGAUGCUUCUCCUGGCCGCAGUUGUAGGAGUGGCUUGCUUUCUCUAUGGAUAUCUUAAUCAAGAUAACUGUACAUGGAGCAAAGAAGUUUGUCGUCCUGAUAUCGGUGGCAAGAUCAUAAUGUGUCCUCAGUGUGAUAGGCUUUGUCCAUUCUGGAAACUCAAUAUUACUUGCGAGUCCUCAAAGAAAUUGUGCAUCUUUGACAGUUUUGGAACCCUGGUCUUUGCAGUAUUUAUGGGAGUAUGGGUUACCUUGUUUUUGGAGUUUUGGAAGCGACGCCAGGCAGAACUUGAGUAUGAAUGGGAUACCGUUGAGUUACAGCAGGAAGAACAAGCCCGACCAGAAUAUGAAGCACGAUGUACUCACGUAGUGAUAAAUGAGAUUACUCAGGAAGAAGAACGCAUUCCCUUUACUGCCUGGGGAAAAUGUAUACGGAUAACCCUCUGUGCCAGUGCUGUCUUUUUCUGGAUCCUAUUGAUCAUCGCUUCAGUUAUUGGGAUCAUUGUCUAUAGGCUCUCGGUGUUCAUUGUAUUUUCUGCAAAACUUCCCAAGAACAUUAAUGGAACAGACCCAAUCCAGAAGUACCUGACUCCACAGACAGCCACGUCCAUCACGGCCUCCAUCAUCAGCUUUAUAAUUAUCAUGAUUCUGAACACCAUAUAUGAAAAAGUGGCAAUUAUGAUUACUAACUUCGAACUCCCAAGGACCCAGACUGAUUAUGAGAACAGCCUCACCAUGAAGAUGUUCUUAUUCCAAUUUGUCAACUACUACUCUUCAUGCUUCUACAUAGCAUUCUUUAAGGGCAAAUUUGUAGGCUAUCCAGGAGACCCAGUUUAUUGGUUGGGAAAAUACAGAAAUGAAGAGUGUGACCCAGGUGGCUGUCUUCUUGAACUGACAACUCAACUGACAAUAAUCAUGGGAGGAAAAGCAAUCUGGAAUAACAUACAAGAAGUAUUAUUGCCCUGGAUCAUGAAUCUAAUUGGGCGAUUUCACAGAGUUUCUGGAUCAGAAAAGAUAACCCCACGAUGGGAACAGGACUACCAUCUGCAGCCUAUGGGCAAACUGGGAUUAUUUUAUGAAUAUCUUGAAAUGAUUAUUCAGUUUGGGUUCGUCACCUUAUUUGUGGCCUCUUUUCCACUGGCCCCUCUGUUGGCUCUCGUGAACAAUAUAUUGGAAAUAAGAGUGGACGCAUGGAAACUGACCACCCAGUUUAGACGCCUGGUACCAGAGAAAGCCCAAGACAUUGGAGCAUGGCAGCCCAUCAUGCAAGGAAUAGCAAUUCUGGCUGUGGUGACCAAUGCCAUGAUCAUUGCUUUCACAUCGGACAUGAUCCCCCGCCUAGUGUACUACUGGUCCUUUUCCGUCCCUCCCUAUGGGGACCACACUUCUUACACCAUGGAAGGGUACAUCAACAACACUCUCUCCAUCUUCAAAGUCGCAGACUUCAAAAACAAAAGCAAGGGAAACCCAUACUCUGACCUGGGUAACCAUACCACAUGCAGGUAUCGUGAUUUCCGAUACCCACCUGGACACCCCCAGGAGUAUAAACACAACAUCUACUAUUGGCACGUGAUUGCAGCCAAGCUGGCUUUUAUCAUUGUCAUGGAGCACGUCAUCUACUCUGUGAAAUUUUUCAUUUCAUAUGCAAUUCCCGAUGUAUCAAAACGCACGAAGAGCAAGAUCCAGAGAGAAAAAUACCUAACCCAAAAGCUGCUUCAUGAGAAUCACCUCAAAGAUAUGACGAAAAAUAUGGGGGUGAUAGCUGAGCGGAUGAUAGAAGCAGUAGAUAACAAUUUACGACCAAAAUCAGAAUAAGAGCUUUAUGUUCUGAGAAGCACUUUAAGGAAUUUAGCUCUGUCAAAAUAUAUUAGGAAUCACUAAUGAGAAUGUGUAAGUUAAAUCACUUUGGCAAAUAUGAGUCUUAACUAUUGCCAUUUCCACACGUAUUAUUUUUCAGUUUCAGCUAGCGAUGCAGAAACUGGAAAAUGUAAAACUUAGAUCAUGAAGGGCAUAAAAAUUAUCACCCGGAAAACCUAAAUGUUACCUUUUUCUGAUAAAUUGGAAUUUUACAGAAAAAGUCCCUCAGUGUGCUGAAAAACCACCCCUUCUAAAGUAGAAUGGAUUCUCUUUUUCUGUUUGAUUACUUUCAUUUCUUUCUAUUCUCAGGCGAAUGAUCUCUUUAUUUUUAAGCCAUGUUUUAUUUCUUCACUUUGCUAGAUCUGUUCCAGGGUCAUCUUUUCCUUACAGUACCAUCAUUAUAGAUUUAAUAGCUUUCAUGUGAUUAAAAAUAGCUAACUAGACUCAAGGAUUCACAAUAUUUAGGUGUAUUUUCAAUACCUCCAGAAAGGAAACCUCAGUUAAUCAGAGGAAAUAGUUUCAGUCUUCAUUUGAGCAUGUCUUUCCAUCUCAAAAAAAUACUCUUAGUAGGUUGGAAUGAAGAUAGCAAGGUUUUGAAGCAUAUUUGUCCUAAUCCACAGUGACACUUUCUAUCUUCCAGGAGCACUCCUAGGAUGUUCUGUGCCUAAUCAAUGUUGACUGCUUUGCAGAUCUCAAGGGAAUAAAAUGACAAAAGUAGGGAAAGUUACAGCUUCAAACAGCAUUUUAACUCAUGUUGAUCUGGAUAAUUAAUUUAUCUUUUCUAAAGAUGUGCAGUUUCUUGGAAAACAGUGAUAUCACAUGAUUAAAAUUACAUUUUUAUCAACAUAAUUGUCUGGAAAAGAUAAGCCCCUCAAUUUUCUACCAGUUGACUUUUAUUCAUUAGAUACAGAAGGUGCAGUAUUACACAUCACCAGCUGCCUUUGUGAAUGGCUCACUACAUAGCCACUGGGGCACGACUGUGUGCAUGGGCAGAAACAGCAAGUGCCCUCAUUGUGGUCAUUGGGUAGGGAGUGCCUUUUGUCAAGGAGUCUGCAGGACUUGGCUUAUUUCUAUAUGCCAAAGUGAUCAACACACCAAAGUCUCUGCCAUAAAGAAUGUGGCUUCCUUGCAUCCUCCAUCCUGUUACUCUGGGCCCAGUAAUUUGAUGUAACUGUCCGAUUGUACUAGAGACAGGAGUAUACCCAGCUUAUUCAUAAUCAAGUAAAGAGACUCUAGAUUAGAUUUGAUUUUUUAGCCUCCUCUAGAGCAAUCAGGCAGUUAAGAGUAAUAAAGGAAAAGGGUUUGGUCACAAACCCUACCAUUAUCUGGAGAUUACUUCCUGCUGCACUCCUGUCCUGCCAUGCACGUCUUGCCCUCUCACUUUUGCUCAGCCUAGCAGUCUACUUCACUUUAUUGCCUUGUAAGUGUCAGGCCUCCUGGGCGCUCUGGAAAAGACAGGGAGCUAGGCCCUCUCACCCCUACUGGUAACAGAUCAGUGCUGGGUGCAUGAGAGGGAGGUGAUUUGCAUCAUGCUCAUGCUGCAUGGGCCUCACUGGGAUGCUGUUAAAUGCCAGAGGAGCCAGCCUAUCAAUCCCAGCAGCAAAGGAAAACUCAGAUUUUAGAGGCUUUUUACAAUAAAGUAGCUUAACUCUAGGUCAUGAUUUCAAAUGCCUGCCAUGAGUGAUUUUUAAGUAUUUAGGAUCCAUCAAAGCAGUAUUCUAGGCUUUUGAAUUGUCCCAGUGGAUCCGGGACCCCAUUUCACUGUCUCUCUUGAUCAUGUUAAUGAUGCAGUCAGAGUUCAAGACAGGCCACAUGAGGUCUGACUGCACUGGGAUGGAGAAAUGAAUUUCUUCCCACUGAAGGAAACUCUUUCUCAUUCGCAGCCAAGAUGGGAGUGCCACUUUUCCUCUCUUCACUCCUGAGAUACUGCUUCUGGAAGCGAGUGUCACUUCCUCUCUAUUACCUCUUCUCUGAAGUGUGUGACUAUCUCCUAGUGUUUAAAUUUGGCAAUUACUCACCAUGUAUGUCAGCAUAGAAAAGGAAAUGUUUUUACCUUAUCUCCUCUAUGUAUGAUAGAACUUAAAAGAAAUGUGCAUUUGUUUUCAUAGCCCCAGCAGAGAAAAUCCUCUUCAUAGCUUAAAUGUGCUGCUGUGGACAGGAGGGAAAAAAAAAAGCCCUCUACAUAUUUAAAGGCACCAAAUGUAAUAUCCGACACUGUUAAGAUGCCCAAAAGAGCAAAGUUGUGGUGGAGAUGCAGGGUCAUUUCCCCAUGCCAUCCACAGUGUUAAUGAGUCCAGGGCUGACUUGCAGUGAUGAAGAAAAGCAUGGAGCUGUGUCUGCAGACAAUGGUGGCUGCAUCUGUAAGUGGCUUCAGAGGCAGCAGCCCUGGGGAAAUUGAUGGGUGUUGCAGUGGACCUGUGAAGAGGGAGAAUCUAGCCCUCAGCCUGUCCAGUGUUAACCACUAGAGAAACUGAGCUUUAUAUAUCCUUUUGUAAUGCCUGUGAAUUUUAGUAUAUUGAAACAUUAGACCAAGUACUCAGGGGAUUUUUCAUUAAACAUCCCCCAGAUAAUUUAGCUAUAUAUCAUUAGAAAGGGAAAGCUAUCAUUUUUAUUUUAAAACUAAACAAGGCCAUUUUAUAAACUGUCACCAAAGUGUUCCCUUUUUUAUUGCAUGUGUGUCUUGAAUUUCAUAAAACAUUAAUUCACAAUGGGGGUCAGAAUGUACUCUGUUGUUGAAACACUUCUUGUACCAUUUUAUGUUCAUAUUAUGUUUGAGAGGGUAAAAAUGUAUGAGCAGCUUAACUGAAGUAGAACUAUUCAUGAUGCUUUUCAUACAUUGUGGCAUAAGAUGUAAAGUUUGUAAUUAAUGUUCAUUUCUGUGCAUUUUAAUAUUUUAUAAUUAUGAGCAUUUAAAUAAAUUCAUUUUUACAAACGA
This is a messenger RNA of Symphalangus syndactylus (siamang), 6044 nucleotides long. RefSeq names its product anoctamin 6 (gene ANO6). Gene Ontology annotation, cellular component: plasma membrane. Gene Ontology annotation, molecular function: protein dimerization activity; chloride channel activity. Lineage: Eukaryota; Metazoa; Chordata; Mammalia; Primates; Hylobatidae. The record is from RefSeq and is a predicted model, not a curated record. Gene Ontology annotation, biological process: calcium activated phosphatidylserine scrambling; chloride transmembrane transport; calcium activated phosphatidylcholine scrambling.